AUGACGUUCAAUUUCAACCAAAAUGUCUCGGCCCAGCAGCUGGCCGAUAUCCUACCGAACGGCGUGGCGAUCCUCGACGACCGAUACGAGCUGAUAUCCGCGAAUCGUCGAUUUCGAGAACUCAUCCCUUGUCCCACCGCAAAGUUUCGGGAGUGCUGGUUGAACUGUGUCCAUGAAGAUGACUAUGAGCGAGUUGCCACCGAGUAUCAGGAAUCUGCAGUUUCGAAACGAGGAUUACGAAUCGAAUACCACACUCGCGACCCGGACUCGAUGUGGUGCGUCAUGACACUGGGCCAGUUAAAGAACGAGGAUGUCAAGUCACUCAAUAUUGGUGAAGGUGGACUGUUCAUCAGCACCAUCGCAGACAUCACCCCAGAGAAAAAGGCUGAACUCCUACAGAGGCAGGCUGCCAGGGAGGCACAAGAGCGCAAGAAGCAGCAAGAGAGAUUCAUCGAUAUGAUCAGCCACGAGAUUCGGAAUCCACUCUCUGCGAUCUUGCACUGCACCGAGGAUAUUCAGGAGGCCAUCUUCAAUAAAAAGCCGGAUCAGAUCUCGCUCAUGAACAUCACCGAAGCAGCUGAGACUAUUAGUCUUUGCAUCACACAUCAAAAGAAGAUCGUCAAUGAUGUACUGACAUUCUCAAAACUGGACGCGUCAAUGCUGUCUCUAUCCCCGAGGAAGGUUCAGCCCAAACGACAUCUCACCACUCCACUUACAAUAUUCCGACCCGAGCUUCGCAAGCAACGAAUCCAAUUUGAAUAUAAGGCCGAUGUAUCAUAUAACUCCUGUGAAAUCGAUUGGGUCAUGGCCGACCUUGAUCGAAUGGGCCAGGUCCUGAUCAACAUCCUCUCAAACGCGAUCAAGUUCACCGCGAAAUCAGAAAGCGAGCGUUCCAUUCGAGUUUCAAUGGGUGCGUCCAUAGAGCGUCCAUCAUCAUACCCGCCAAACAUCGUUUUCUUCGACUCUGGCGAAUCAGCGCUUCGCAAAGAUGCAACAAAGACUCCGGAAUGGGGUGAUGGCGAAGUCGCAUACAUCAUGGUCGCAGUCAAAGAUUCUGGCAUUGGCAUCACUGAUCUGGCACAAAAACGUUUGUUCGAACGCUUUAACCAAGCUACACCGAAAACUGAAAGUAUAUACGGUGGUUCCGGUCUUGGUUUGAACGUUUGCAGAAAGUUGUGCCAUCUUCAUGGGGGUGAAAUUGGUGUGAGCUCUGAAGAAGGCAAGGGAAGCACAUUCGGAUUCUUCUUCAAAGUACGCAGAACAAAAGACAUGAGUUCAGAGGGACAUGGUGACAUGAAUAUCUCCGGGAUGGAUCGGCUUUCUCUUGAUAUUCAAACACUCGGAAACGAGAUGCGCGGUGUCAAUCAGCGCACAGAAGAACCUCAAAUUUCACCAAAUCCCCCGGAAGAUAACCUCUGGGAAGUAGGGCCAGGUGCUCCAAGUGACCAGAAAACCAAACGUACCCACAGUAUAGCGCGGGAAGUCUCAGACGAUCAAAUCAGGAGUGCCAACAAGGACGCCAAGAACGACGACAAGAACGACCCUCUUCCCCACAAGCAUACUGGAAGCGGCCAGCGUCUUCUGUUGGUCGAGGACAACAUCAUCAACAGACGCAUCAUUUCUCGCAAACUAGACACACUUGGGUUCGACAUAUCCGAAGCCAGCAAUGGUAAAGAGGCGGUUGAUGCAACCAAAAACGGACAAUUCGACUGCAUUCUCAUGGAUCAGCAAAUGCCUAUCAUGGAUGGAAAUUGUGCAACACGAGAGAUUCGAAAGCUCGAAGAGAAAAAUGACAGCCAUGUUCCCAUCUUGGGAGUGACAGCGAAUGUGAGGGAGGCUCAGCAAGACGAAAUGAUGAGCGCUGGCAUGGAUGAUAUCAUCCAUAAGCCCUACGGAACGCAGGAGCUUGUUGAUAAGAUCAACAAGAUCGCGCCAAAUGCCCGUUAUAAUGACAGUGGAUGA
This is a messenger RNA of Penicillium brevicompactum, 1962 nucleotides long. Its product is annotated as PAS domain-containing hybrid sensor histidine kinase/response regulator. Gene Ontology annotation, molecular function: phosphorelay sensor kinase activity. The record is from RefSeq and is a predicted model, not a curated record. Gene Ontology annotation, biological process: phosphorylation; phosphorelay signal transduction system. Lineage: Eukaryota; Fungi; Ascomycota; Eurotiomycetes; Eurotiales; Aspergillaceae. The transcript has a single exon. Bases 1 to 1962 code for a protein of 653 amino acids.